Messenger RNA from Emiliania huxleyi CCMP1516, 1593 nucleotides. RefSeq lists its product as hypothetical. Bases 1 to 1593 code for a protein of 530 amino acids. Lineage: Eukaryota; Haptophyta; Isochrysidales; Noelaerhabdaceae. The record is from RefSeq and is a predicted model, not a curated record. The transcript has a single exon.
AUGGGCUCCAGCAAGCGCUCCAAGGCGGCUGCAAAGCUCAAGGCCGUCGCCAUCGCCAGCGUGGCAGCAGUGCCAAAGGUGGCAAAGGCGGGCGCUGCAGCGCCUAGGCGUGCAGUGUCUGCGACGCGGCGCAAAGGAGGCAGCUCCGGCCGCAGCAGCGACACCGCUGCACAGCAGUGGGAGCAGGCAUGUGCUGCAGCCGGCGACUCUCUCCGGGUGGCGGCCGAGGCUGGAAGAAAGACGACGGUGGCGGCGGCGACGACAGCGGCGCGCGAGGUGGCCAGUGAGUCGACGGCCGAGUGUUUUGCCCGCCGCCUCAAGGAGCGGGUGGCAGAGCGGACCGGCGGCAGGCCCUCGCAGGUAGAGACGGCGAGGGUCGAGGAUAGAAGCGGCUGGCUGGGGGGACGCACCCGAGAAGGGGCGCAUUGCACCUGGUGCUGCGAGCUACCUCUUCGCCUGGCGGUCCUCGUCUGGGCCCUAGCCCUCCUCGUGGUCGGCAUUGCCUCCGCGUGGGCGGCCGCUCAGGUUCGGGAGAUCGGCAGCCUCUGCGUCACCGCUUCGCUGAUUGCCGGCGUCUGCCUCCUCCUGUCCAUAUGCGGCCUCUGGGGCGUCUGCAGCGGCGGCCGAGCCUGCCGCUGGUGCCUCGCCCUCUACGCGUGUGUCAACGUCCUCCUCGUGCUGUUGCUCGUUGUGGGCACUGCGCUGGCGCUAGCUGCCGGUGUGACGCUCGACAACGCCCAGGAGGAAAGCUUCUCCUACGAGCCAAACGGAGAGCUCGAGCGGAGCGUCUUUGGCGCGGCACGCGGCGUCUUUCAGUCGGCCUACGACCGGUGCGAACCGUCUGCGUACCUGAGCGACGCCGUCAACGACGCGUGCGCCUCAGGCCUGCUCAACGCGAGCGGCGGCUCCUCCUGCACAGGCAAUGCGCCGGGGCAGCUCUCCAUAUUUUGCAAGGCGCCGGCGGCGACGCAGCAGGCGUCCCUCCAAGCGGCGCUAUACAACCCGCCCGAGUCGGUGCCACCGCGGUCCCUCUCCGCCGCUCUCAACAGCUUCGACUGGUGGGCGAGCGCCUUCUGCACGCCCGUGACCGCCGAGUUUGGCGCCCAGCUGCACAUCGCCGCGCCGGCCGCCAAGGAGUCGUCGGACGCAAGCAAGGAUCUGUUCAGGUGGGCCACCUCUGAGGCCGGCUCGGGCGAGGCGCGCGACUUCCUCGACAAGCUGGUCGCCUGGACCGAUUGCUACGGAACGCAGUGGUGGAGGGAGGAGGAAGGUCCGACCGCGGGCGGUGGCUUCACACCGUCGCCGGAGCUUCCGGACUCGCUGCUGUCGCUGCUCGGAGAGGGCGAGGCGUACUCUGCCAAGAUGCUCUUCUGCUCGUGCGGGAGCUCCAACGUCGCGGUGGCUGCGGCUGGCCACCUCAAGACCACGGGCUGGGUCCUGCUUGGGUGCGCGCUCUGCUUUGCGCUCAUCUUUGCGGUUGAGCUGCGGCUGCUGUGCCGCCAGGGCGAGCCCCUGCGACGCACAGCUGUGGGCUCGCCAGGCGGGCGGAGACAGCGAGUGACGGAGCUCACUGCCGUGUCGGCACCGCUUUGA